Molecule: messenger RNA, 1002 nt
Organism: Olea europaea var. sylvestris
Lineage: Eukaryota; Viridiplantae; Streptophyta; Magnoliopsida; Lamiales; Oleaceae
Exons: 3
Coding region: 70-681 (203 amino acids)
Source: RefSeq, a predicted model, not a curated record
UCAUUCUGCUACAUGAUAGCGUAUGAGUAAUACUCAGCCGUAGAAAAAGGAAAAACUAAUUCCCUCAUAAUGAUAAGCUCUAUGCAAAUUCAAUCCCUUUUCAAAAACCCCAAAUUUAUGCGUUUUUCUUCUUCUUACUUGUUGCCCAAUUGUUUUAAUUUCCACCGGAAUCCCUGCAGCAGAAAAACCUAUAUUUUUCCCCAGAGGCAAUUCAAGUACUGUACAGAUACUGAAAUAGAAUAUGAAAGAAGAAGAAUUCAUAGAAAGGGGAAAGGGUUUUUGUGUAAUGGAUUUAUUUUGCCAGUGGAUCCAUGGGCACCCAAUAUUGAUUCAGAGAGCAUAGCCUCACAGCUCUUUGCAUUCUCUCUGUUUCCUUAUCUGGGUUUCUUGUAUUUCAUCACCAAAUCCAAGUCUGCCCCAAAACUCACCCUUUUUGGAUUCUACUUCUUGCUGGCCUUCGUUGGUGCCACCAUACCAGCAGGAAUAUACGCAAAGGUGCAUUACGGGACAUCCUUGUCCAAUGUCGAUUGGUUGCAUGGUGGAGCUGAGUCACUGCUCACUUUGACAAACUUGUUCAUCGUGUUGGGUCUGAGGGAGGCUCUUAGAAAGGUGAAAAAGGAGGAAGAAAAUGAAUCCAAGACUGCAUCUGGAAUUGAAGGGGAGGAGAAGUCAUCAAUCUAAGGGAUACAAAUGUUAUCGUCCUGGUACUCUCCCCUUGCCACAGUUGCACAUGUAUAUAUCAUGUUGUCCAAUAGUAAUUUCUCUGCCAAAGUCUUGCUCAAAAGGUCGAGUUUCCUCUCGUUGUCCAUGAUUUUGUAAAAUUGUCAUCCUAGAUCUUACCAGAUGGACUUCGUAGUUUCUACACAAUGCUAGAGAUGUAAUUAAAUUCAUUAUGUAAUAUUCGUUCGUACUUUCCAUGGUCUUAUCUCAGUAUUGAUGUCUUUGAUUGCAACUUCUUUUGCUAUGGCAUUCUUUUAAUAUUUACAAUCUUUUUGCUUGGAA